Pseudomassariella vexata is the source of this 1371-nucleotide messenger RNA. RefSeq names its product ATP-NAD kinase-like domain-containing protein. Bases 1 to 1371 code for a protein of 456 amino acids. The transcript has a single exon. Gene Ontology annotation, molecular function: NAD+ kinase activity. Gene Ontology annotation, biological process: NADP+ biosynthetic process; NAD+ metabolic process. Lineage: Eukaryota; Fungi; Ascomycota; Sordariomycetes; Amphisphaeriales; Pseudomassariaceae. The record is from RefSeq and is a predicted model, not a curated record.
AUGCCUUCUUUUCGCAUUGCCUCCCUGGCAAGCUCAGGCCUCGCAAGAAGCUUCACAACGACGGCCCGACGCCUCGAAAUUCGCGAUGUUUCGGAGCUUCCAAACCGAAUAGUUCCCAACUACAAGAACAGCCCGACUUCGUCCCUGCUCUCGCUCGAGUGGCCGUCGCCGCCGCGAAACGUCCUGAUCGUACCGAAGCUCUAUGCGCCGCUGGUCAUCUCGUCGGCCGUCGAGUUUGCGAAGCACAUCCACAGCGAGUACCCGAACCUGCAUUUGAUUUUCGAGCAGCGCAUCGCGUCGACAAUCCACGAUUCUCUUCCCUUCCCCAUCUACAGCUCCGACCCGACACAUUUCCCGACUAAGAUAGAUCUAGUCGCAACGCUGGGUGGGGAUGGAACCAUACUGCGGGCCGCCAGUCUCUUCAGCCUCCACGCGUCGGUGCCGCCUAUCCUGAGUUUCAGUAUGGGCACUCUGGGCUUCCUGGGCGAGUGGAAGUUUGAGGAAUACAAGCGCGCGUGGCGGGAGGUCUACAUGAGCGGGAGCCGAGUCGGUGUGAGCGACCUGCAAGGCCCACAUACACAAGCUGCGACCAACGGCUGGAAUGACGGCGGCAAUGACGCUGUAGGAACCAGGGAGGGCUGGGCGACUAUUCGCGGAAAAAACAUGGGUACCACGCGAGCGAGCAAGAUCCUGCUUCGGCACCGGCUGAAGGUGGGCGUCUACGAUGAGAAUGGCGCAAACAUCAAUGCGCAUUUGAUGCCAACGUCGACUGCGGCUUUGACCCAACCACUGCAUCCCGUACCACCCGAAAUCAAAGAGCUUUCCAACACCGGCGAGCCUGUGGUUCCAGACUUGCAUGCGAUCAACGAGCUUGUCAUCCAUCGUGGUCCCAACCCGCAUCUGGCCAUUGUGGAUGUCUACGUCGGAAACAGAUUCUUGACUGAAGCAGUUGCUGAUGGAAUCUUGAUCUCUACGCCUACGGGAAGCACCGCUUAUUCGCUCAGUGCUGGCGGGACUAUCAUCCACCCCCUCACGAAGACGAUGCUGCUUACCCCUAUCUGCGCACGAACCCUGUCAUUCCGGCACUUGUGUCUGCCGCUCAAUAAGAAAGUUGUUCUCAAGGUCAGCAAGAAGAACCGCGGCCGCGAGCUGGAGGUAAGCAUUGACGGAAAGCGGCGAGCAGGUGUCACGAUUGGCAUGGAGAUUCGUGUCACGGGCGAAGUCGUUGGCCAGGUUGGAGACGACGACACUUGGACGGGCGGCGUGCCUUGUGUUAUCAGAUCCAGCGGCCAAGGAGAUGAGGGCGACGACGACGACGGAUGGGUCGGUGGACUGAAUGAGAGGUUGAAGUUCAAUUAUCCAGUUGGUUGA